Messenger RNA from Amborella trichopoda, 1231 nucleotides. The record is from RefSeq and is a predicted model, not a curated record. NCBI's taxonomy places the organism in Eukaryota, Viridiplantae, Streptophyta, Magnoliopsida, Amborellales, Amborellaceae.
AGUCCUGGUUUGGCCAGAACUGGAGGCAUAUUCAGGAAUCACUUGGGAGAAACCUUGCUAACCUUUUCUGGCAAAGAAAUCAUCACGCAUCCCUUGGAGAGUGGAACCCAUCUUCGACAAAAUCUCCCACAUUUCCCAAGCUCCAGAUGCGGGUUUCAGGUAUUCUUGGAGAGAGAUUUCCAAAGGGGGUUCCAUGGGUCAGAUAUCAUGGGGUCUACAAGGAUUUGCAGAUCAAUAUAGUUUGGCCAGGAAAAGACACCCUUUUUGGGGUGGAUAGUGUUGGAACAGUUUCUGCAUCUCUUGUGACUUAUGCUUCUAUUCAAGCAUUGAAGCCAGACCUCAUCAUAAAUGCAGGAACUGCAGGAGGUUUCAAGGCGAAGGAAGCUGGCAUAGGGGAUGUAUUUUUGGCUUCUGAUGUUGCUUUCCAUGAUAGGAGGAUACCAAUACCUGUUUUUGAUCAAUACGGAAUUGGAGCUCGAAAGACCUUUUCUACACCCAAUCUUUUGAAUGAGCUUGGUCUCAAGAUAGGAAAGUUGUCUAGUGGUGAUUCUCUUGACAUGUCACCUCAAGACGAAGCACUAAUCCUUGCAAAUGAAACUACACUCAAAGAUAUGGAGGGAGCGGCAGUCGCUUAUGUAGCAGACCUCUUGUCAGUCCCUGUAAUUUUCUUGAAAGCUGUGACAGACAUUGUUGAUGGAAAUAAACCUACUCCAGAGGAAUUCUUGCAAAACCUGGUGGCUGUAUCUGCAGCUCUUGAUAAGGCAGUAACCGAAGUUUUAGACUUCUUAAAUGGCAAGUGUUUAUCUGAGCUUUGAUCAUACCAUUAUUUGUGCUUCGGUGAAGGCCCCAUGGAAGAAUAUAUACCAAACCAAGGAUUCAUAAAUAAUUUUCACCAAACAGCUCAUUGCACCCAAGAAAUCUUGAAGCUUGAACAAAAUAGCAUCAUAAAUGUUCUCCCAUCUACUGUGAUAUUAGUAUGGCCUCUGUACAGGCAAAUUUGUAAGCUUAAUUGUUUAAUUUGAAAUCUAACUAGGAGGUCUGCAUAAUUUAUGCGCCUUGGGCAGCUUGUUAUUUCAUAUAUUGAAUUUUGUAAUUGAUGGUUUAUCACUUGAUGGUGACUAACUGUGAUGCUUUUAUAUUGGGGGACCUAUUCUGGUGACUGGCUAAGCCUUGAUGGACUAAAUUUUUUGAAGUAUUGUGGCCCUCCUUUUUUGGGGACUCUUAACCUUUA